Molecule: messenger RNA, 2734 nt
Organism: Micropterus salmoides (largemouth bass)
Lineage: Eukaryota; Metazoa; Chordata; Actinopteri; Centrarchiformes; Centrarchidae
Gene: klhdc8a
Product: kelch domain containing 8A
Exons: 9
Coding region: 1023-2087 (354 amino acids)
Molecular function (GO): protein binding
Source: RefSeq, a predicted model, not a curated record
UGCGAUGCCAGAUUCAGCCUCCUAAUUCACUUCAUCAGCACCAGUACGGACGCAGGAACAUCUGGGAUGGACUGUUUUGCCAUUUCCAUCUUGUGUAAAAUAUGUAAAUGGCAACAUUCACAGUAAUGUGGCCAACAGCAGCAAAAAGAGCUAAAAGAAGAACUGGUGACAGCAGCAGGUCAUUUUGCUGCUCCAGGUUGUGGCAGCAUUAGUAUGCUGCGUUGCUACUUCUCACCAUACAGGCCGCGUCUAGUGACGGUGCUUUAAUACAGAUAGCACAAAGUCUGUUUAUGUGUGCACAGUAGAGAUAAGAUUAGCAGAGAGAGCAGCCAUUUGCUCCAUUUGCUCUCUGGAGGCUGAGGGAUGCCAUCUCUUCCUCUGGUCUAUUGAUCCAGAGGUAAGCUCAGACUCAGAGUCUUGGUUGAGCGACCCUCUGCAGCCCUGCUCUGUUUGGGUAGCACAUUCACCUAAUCCUGUCCGGGCCAUUAGACCAGUUGGAGCUUCAUCUAAUCUUGGAGCUACCCGGCGGCAGGAUGUCUACAGCUGCUGCUGGAAACAAGGUGGAGAUUCAGUUGGCUGAGAGGAGCUGAGCUGUGGGUCUGUCAGCCAGAGAGGCCGUAUGUGUUCACGCUGGAGCGUGCUGCAUGUUCACAUGGUGAAGAAGAGCUCUGCCCUGAGGUCUUAAUACAGUGAACAAGAUGCAUUCAUCUUUGUGCAUGUUUCACCUCGGGCUGCUGCAGAUACACUCCCUGUUUCUCAUUGUGUCAGGGCUGUGCGUGAGGGGGCGGACCAUCACCAGGAGAGGAGAGUUCAGCCUGGUCUUUAACCAAUCUGAUACUCCGCUUCACCUCCCCAAUAAAGAACUUCCCCCUAACCCUGGGGCCCUGACUUCGGUCUCCCAGCUCUCCCACACCUCCAUCUUCUCAGCUCCCCCCUGAUCAAUCCACCCCCAAAACUUUCCUGAUUCUGGCCCUGCUCCUCCCUGCUCCCUCCCUGCCCCGGUGAGUCUCCCCUGGCAUGGUAUGGCGCUACCUUCAGCACACGAGUUUCACUGGCAGAGCCUGGCACGACUGCCCAGCGGGCGCGUCUACCACACUCUGUCUGAGGUGGGGGGGCAGAUGUACAUGCUUGGGGGCUGCGACGCUGCAGGGAGGCCCUGCCCGGCCCUGGACCUCUACUCCCCCGAGGGGGACCGGUGGAUAAGCUUGCCCCCCAUGCCCACCCCUCGCGCUGGGGCAGCUGUUGCUGUCCUGGGAAAACAAAUCCUGGUGGUGGGAGGAGUGGGAGAGGACCAGAACCCCCUGAAGGUGGUGGAGAUGUACAACACAGAGGAAGGGAGGUGGAGGAAGAGGAGCGCUCUGCGGGAGGCCUUGAUGGGUAUAUCCAUCACUGUCAAAGACGGCCGGGCUCUGGCUGUGGGGGGAAUGGGUGCUGAUCUGCUCCCUCGAAGCAUCCUGCAGCAGUACGACCUUCGAAAGGACGUUUGGGCUCUGCUUCCUCCCAUGCCAACCCCACGCUACGAUGCCAAUAUACAUCUGCUGGCCAACAAACUCUACGUGGCAGGCGGCCGUCAGUGUAAGCGACCGGUGAAGGCCUUUGAGGUAUAUGACGCAGAGACGCGUUCUUGGACUACGCUACCCAUGAUGCCUUGUAAACGUUCGUAUGGGGGUGUGAUAUGGGACACGACUGGGAGGUUGUGUCUGCUCGGAGGACUGCGGCAGGGAGGAGGACACCAGAGCUCCAAGUUCACCAAGAACGUCAACAUUUUUGACGCCAACCAAGGCACCUGGUUGAAGUCGGAGGAAACGGUGGCGAUGAAGACGAAGAGAGCUGACUUUGCUGCUGCUUUCCUGCGUGGCCGGAUGGUGGUAGCAGGAGGACUUGGUCAUGAGCCUUCUGCGCUGGACACGGUCGAGGCCUUUCAUCCUCAAAAGAAGAAGUGGGAGAGGUUGGCUGCCAUGACCUUUCCCCGAUGCUCCACCUCCUCCAUCGUCAUCAGAGAUCGCCUCCUGGUGGUGGGAGGAGUCAACCAGGUUCCCAGCUCAGCUCAUGAGAUCCUGUAUGUAAAGGAAGAAGAGUAUCUGUAGCUGCAGGAACUGACAUCAGAUCAGUGAUUCCACUCCCUUGUGGAUUGUGACUGUGUGAUGAAAUGUAACAGAUAACACUGCCCCCUGCUGGGCUUUCUGACACUGAGCCCCACAUGUAAGCACGCACAUGCACAAUGGAGGAGCUGGCUCUUUCUUUAUACCAAGUUGCGUUCCUUGAUCCUUUCAGUAUGUGACACUUCUGCGUUGUACGUUGUAGUGCAUACAUGGAGAAUAAACUAUUUUGUAGCGUAUGUCUAGUAAUUUAGACAGAAAAUAUGUGGAACAUAUCUUUGGUUAUGUGUCUUUGUGUUUGUGUGGAGCUUGCUAGCAAGUGAGCAUUUGUAGAUUAAAUUUUUUUAUUAAGUUAGACAAAGUGACUGCAACAUUUGUAUAUUUUUAACAUCAUCUAGCUACAGACUGGGUAAUUUUAGGUUCAUAAACUGUACUGUAACACGAUUUGCACUACAGCAGUUAACACUGAGUUUGAGUAGAUUUUUAGAUCAAAUAUUUCUAGUGUAAUUACACAGAGAAUGCUGUACUUUCACUCUUCCAUGCUGUAGCAGUGCAUGUGUGUGGGUAUGAUAAUAGAUAUGACUGAAUAUAUUGCAUAAAGGAAAAGACACUAUUAAAUGAUACUGUUUAACUGA